AUGGAUCAAAUAAUGUCUUGUCGUAACGGUGAGAGUCGUACGUUUUACCUCGUAACCGAAUGGCAGCGAGGAGGCACCGGCAUGUCGCCAUUCAUUCCUGUUGUCGUCCUGACAAAUAUGCAGCCUACCAUUGCUCAGCAUAAUGGUCAGCAACCCAUGGAUAUGCGAGGUCAACGGAUGGCGAAAGACGUGGCGGAAAUCACAGAAGAUGCAGACAGAUGGGCGAAGGCUGAUGUCAUGCUCGCUGUUCGUAUAAAACUACUUAACCUUGUCACUGAGGUCAAGUGCGACGUUGUGGACAGACCUCAGGCAACAAUCGACGGUGCAAGUCGCGACGCGGCAACGCUGCUGAUGAUCCCCUUUAGCAGCGGUGCUGCGGUUCACUGGCCGGGUAAAAAUGCGACCGGUAGAAGUCCGCGUCUCCCGGCACAAACGUAG
Molecule: messenger RNA, 438 nt
Organism: Soboliphyme baturini
Lineage: Eukaryota; Metazoa; Nematoda; Enoplea; Dioctophymatida; Soboliphymatidae
Source: the annotation of a GenBank genome assembly